UGUGACUCUGACGUGUGACUGUGACUGUAAGUGUGACUGUGACUGUGACUGUGAGUGUGACUGUGGGUGUGACGUGUGAGGGUGGGGUCAUGGUGACAGGGACUAUAUAAAGGUCCAGGAUCAGCUGUAUCUGAGUCAGUCCACAUCCAACAUCUGAAGACAGCCAUGCUGCUCUUGCUGCUCCUCUUGUCCUUUUCUGUUGCUGAUGCAGCAGCACCCCCUGGUGUUCCUCUGCGGACCUACAGACAGAGGGACCCUCUGACCGGACAUCAGUUCUUCUGUGACAGCUGUCCUCCGGGAACUUACCUGAGGACGCGCUGCGCGCCCUCGCGGCCCAGCGAGUGCGCCCCCUGUCCGCGGGGCUCGUUCACGGAGCUGUGGAACUCCAUGGACAGGUGUCUGCGCUGCAGCGUGUGUGAACGGAACCAGGUGGACGAGGAGCCCUGCGCCGCGGACCGGAACCGUCGGUGCCGGUGCAUGGACGGGUUCUACUACGACAAGAGCAUCUACACCUGCAGAGCUCACAGCGAGUGUGGCGCGGGAGAGGGUGUCUGUCCUCCAGGGACGGCUCAUGAGGACACCCGCUGUCAGCAGUGUCCUUCUGGAACCUUCUCCGACUCCAUCUCCGCUCGUCUCAACUGCACUCAGCAGAGGAGCUGUGACGCUGAGGGCCAGAGGCUGCUGCUCCAGGGCGCCCCCUGGCAUGACAGCGUGUGCAUCAGGUGUGAAGACGGAGCAGACAGCGCCAUCUGCCUCAAGGAAAUCCUUCCUGCCUUCUUCGUCUACCAGAAGAUGUCGCUCAAACGACUUCGUCAGCUGGUGCGCCGCCUGCCGUCUGCUCAGGGAAGUGCAGCGCGCGCGGCCUCCAGUUUGAGUCUUCAGGAACUGAAGGCCGUCGUCAGAGCGUGGGUCGACUCGGCGACGUCGGAGCAGAUCCUCCGACUCCAGAGCGUCCUGAGUGGAACUGGAGCGGUGAGCGCCGGAGAACGUCUGCAGAGGAAACUGAACCGCAUCCAGGAGAACCUGGAACUGAUCUGUUGAUGUUCUGCAGAGUCCAAGAUCAGCGUCAAACCCACAACCUGGUGACACGGAGACUGAAGUUAAUAUUCAUAUCAACUUCAGUCUCCGUGUUUCUGGAUUAUUCCGGAUUAUUCCGGUCCUUUAUGCUCUCAUCUUCUACACUGAAGAGAAGACGACACGGUGACGGUGUCGUCUGUCGUCCUGAGGACAGUGAUCUUCAGGUUUGGCUCUGAUGAUAAAGAAACACCAACGUUUGUGGGUGUAAUCCCAGAGAUGAUAAUCCACAGACGGUAAUCCAGUCACUUUGAACGGCAGAUUAAAUAUUGAUGUUGUGACACAUGUCUUUGUUUCUAUCCGUCCAUCCAUCCGUCCA
Cynoglossus semilaevis (tongue sole) is the source of this 1393-nucleotide messenger RNA. RefSeq names its product tumor necrosis factor receptor superfamily member 6B-like. The transcript has 4 exons. Gene Ontology annotation, molecular function: protein binding. The coding region runs from base 166 to 1041 and encodes 291 amino acids. The record is from RefSeq and is a predicted model, not a curated record. NCBI's taxonomy places the organism in Eukaryota, Metazoa, Chordata, Actinopteri, Pleuronectiformes, Cynoglossidae.